GCCUGCAAUGGCGGAUCGCUCGGGCUCACUGCUGCGGUUCUUCGUAAUAGCUGUUCGUUAAACAUGUCGUUUGGGUAGCUAACGUGUUAGUUAUGAACUUUUAAAAAUCUGCAGUGCCGUUUAAAACGGAAAUUGACAUCCUCGGAAGCCUUUAUGCUCCUCUAGAAAAUGACAUCGAUCAUAAAGCUGACAGCCGUGUCGGGGGUGCAGGAGGAGUCUGCGCUCUGCUACCUGCUGCAGGUGGAUGAGUUCCGCUUCCUGCUCGACUGCGGGUGGGACGAGAACUUCUCUAUGGACAUCAUCGAUGCCAUGAAAAGGUACGUCCAUCAAGUGGAUGCGGUCCUCCUCUCGCACCCCGACCCCCUGCACCUUGGUGCUCUGCCCUAUGCUGUUGGAAAGCUGGGCCUCAACUGCACCAUCUAUGCCACCAUCCCUGUGUACAAAAUGGGACAGAUGUUUAUGUAUGACCUGUACCAGUCACGUCAUAAUACUGAGGACUUCACCCUGUUCACACUGGAUGAUGUGGACUCGGCUUUUGAUAAAAUUCAGCAGUUAAAAUAUUCACAGAUCGUGAAUUUGAAAGGAAAAGGACAUGGCUUGUCUAUCACCCCACUACCUGCUGGUCACAUGAUUGGGGGAACCAUUUGGAAGAUUGUGAAGGAUGGAGAAGAGGAGAUUGUGUAUGCUGUGGACUUCAACCACAAGAGGGAGAUUCACUUAAACGGCUGCUCCUUAGAGGUUGUGAGCCGACCGUCUCUGCUCAUCACCGACUCUUUCAACGCCACAUAUGUGCAGCCAAGGCGGAAGCAGCGUGAUGAACAGCUUCUUACCAAUGUGAUGGAGACUUUGCGUGGUGAUGGGAAUGUGCUGAUCGCCGUGGACACGGCUGGGCGCGUGCUGGAGCUGGCGCAGCUGCUGGACCAGAUCUGGAGGACCAAGGAUGCUGGGCUUGGGGCCUACUCCCUCGCUCUGCUUAACAACGUCAGCUACAAUGUGGUGGAGUUCUCCAAGUCACAGGUGGAGUGGAUGAGUGAUAAGCUAAUGCGCUGCUUUGAGGACAAGAGGAACAACCCUUUCCAGUUCCGUCACCUCUCCCUCUGCCACAGUCUAGCAGACCUGGCGCGAGUGUCCAGCCCGAAGGUAGUGCUUUGCAGCCAGCCUGACCUUGAGUCAGGUUUCUCCCGUGAGCUCUUCAUACAGUGGUGUCGAGAUGCUAAGAAUUCGGUGAUCCUGACCUACCGGACCACACCAGGAACCCUGGCACGGUACCUCAUUGAUAACUCUGGGGAACGGAUUCUAGACUUGGAGAUCAGAAAACGAGUGAAGCUUGAAGGUCGUGAACUUGAAGAUUACCUUGAAAAGGAAAAACUGAAAAAAGAAGCUGCAAAAAAGCUUGAACAAGCAAAGGAGGUUGAUGUUGACUCCAGUGAUGAAAGCGACAUUGAGGAUGACCUGGAGCAGCCCAUGAUAGUCAAGAACAAACACCAUGAUUUGAUGAUGAAAGGAGAGGGUAGUCGCAAGGGCAGCUUUUUCAAACAAGCCAAGAAGUCCUACCCCAUGUUCCCCUGUCAUGAGGAGAGGAUCAAGUGGGAUGAGUAUGGAGAGAUCAUCAGGCCAGAAGAGUUUCUGGUCCCUGAACUUCAGGCCACCGAGGAGGAAAAGAGCAAGUUGGAAUCCGGGUUGGCAAAUGGAGACGAGCCCAUGGACCAGGACCUGUCUGAUGUGCCCACGAAAUGUAUAUCCUACACAGAAACCAUAGAGAUCAAAGCCAGAAUCACCUACAUCGACUAUGAGGGUCGAUCAGAUGGCGACUCUAUCAAGAAGAUCAUAAACCAGAUGAAACCACGGCAGCUAAUCAUCGUGCAUGGGCCACCUGAGGCCAGCCAGGACCUUGCUGAGUCCUGCAAGGCUUUCAGUGGUAAGGACAUUAAGGUGUACACACCCAAGCUGCAGGAGACUGUGGAUGCCACUAGCGAGACCCACAUCUAUCAGGUGCGAUUGAAGGAUUCUCUCGUGAGUUCUUUGCAGUUCUGUAAGGCUAAGGACACAGAGCUUGCCUGGAUCGACGGUGUUUUAGACAUGCGAGUAAUCAAAGUGGACACAGGUGUGAUAAUGGAGGAAGGAGAGGUGAAGGAGGAAACAGAGGAGGGAGAACUAGCCAUGGAAGUAGCGCCCGACCUCAGCGGUGACCACAGUGCUGUGGCCCAGCAGCGCGCCAUGAAGACCUUGUUUGGAGAGGAUGAGCGAGAACUUUCUGAGGAGAGUGAUGUAAUCCCCACCCUGGAGCCUCUACCGCCAAAUGAGACCCCAGGACAUCAGUCGGUGUUCAUCAACGAGCCCCGCCUGUCUGACUUCAAGCAGGUGCUAUUGCGAGAAGGCAUCCAGGCUGAGUUUGUGGGAGGAGUGCUUGUUUGCAACAACCUGGUUGCAGUUCGUAGGACUGAAGCCGGCAGGAUCGGCCUUGAGGGCUGCCUCUGUGAAGACUACUACAAAAUCCGGGACUUACUUUACCAGCAGUACGCAGUGGUGUAGAGGCACCUGUUCUUUGAGUAGACUCUGAGUGAAUACUGAUCAACAGUGUGCUGCAGCCCUUUGGCAUUGCAUAGCACUAUUUUUCUGUUUAUUUUUAUCAUUCCUUUUCCCUGAUCAUCUUCUGUGAGCUCCGAGUGGGAGCGUGCAUUGCUCUUUAACUCGAGAAACCUCAACCGUGAAUUGUUAGUAUUCCAUGCAGGGUGCAUAUGUCCUCAUUUUUGUAUAAAAUAUACAUUUGAAACAAAAGUUUUGUUUAAAAGGUGGUGUUGGAGUCGCUUGGAAGUGAGAGCCUGCUUGAAAGAGGGAAUGAGGUAGCUGGGUUUCAUUGUUCUUUUCAGUCACAUGGCAUACAGAUAACAGAUGGAGAUGUUUACUUUUCAGCCACAUACACCAUGUCAUUUUCUCUUUAUGCAUCUUUUGUUGUAAAGAAACUUAUUACCUUAUUUUUAAUUUAUUCCCAGAUCUCAUGCCUAAUUGAGCCAUAUUUUUCCCUCUUUUUUGCUUGUAAUAAUGCUGCUUUUGAUACUGUUCUUCAAAUGCAAACCAGCUGUAAUGUCUCUUGAAAAUUAACUUUUGCCACUGAAUCAGCUUUUCUGAAACCCAUCCAAAUCCCAACCAACAUCAGUGUUUACUCUUCAGAAUCCCUUGUGCUCUACUGUUCUGCUCAGUAAAUCCCAAAAUGUUCUGCAGUUUGUCACCAGGACAGUAGCAUUUUAAAGACAUUAUGAACUUUGUAAGAAGCAUCAACAUUCCAAGCAGUGAAUAACAAUGCACCUGUUACUGACUAUAUAAACUAAUAUUCAUGAUAGCAGUUAAAGCAGUGUGCAAAUUAUAAAUGUGUGCUGCUGUGCUAUGAGAGAGAAAUUUCAGUGUCCGCAUGGCAUUGCUGAUGGGAAGAACACUGAUUCAGAGUGCUUCCUGCUGAUAUGCCCCGCAAGUAAACGGUCUCUGGGGAAUUGAGUCAUUUUAUUAAUGACUCGUUAAACAAGCAGAUAAUUGUUCAAACAGUGCAGUUAUGCAGUUGCGUUAUUUUGCUUUGUCCUUUAACAUUUUAGUAUUUAAAUGCAUUCUUAUAAUUCAUGGAAGAAAGUGGGGGAGCUUCUGUAAAACCCCUCUGUGAUAGAAAACCCCUAUGCUUUGGCAUAGAGUGCCAGCACUACCCAUUCAUUGUCCUCUUUCUGAAAGUUGACCUGGGACACUAGAACUGUCCAUCGAGUAAUCCUCUUAGUUUUUAUAAUGCUGACUUUCACACGAAAGGCCCACUUUAACGUAACAAGCCUCUAAGCUUGCCUGUGCAAUUGAGCGCAUGGCUCAGUGGGACAAUGGUGCCAUCUCCUGCCCCCUCCUAACUUUAUGGUACUUUCUAGAUAAGCAAGGUGGGCUGGUGAACCCUGUGUGUCUAAGGUGUACCCUGCUUUAUGCUUCACUGGUAGGCACUGGACCAUGACCUUGCACUGGAGUUUUUGAUGAAGUACAUACAACUGUACUGAACUGUAUGUCUGGAUUUGCUUUAAUAAGGUCUGCAUUCACAGAGUCAGCUCAGUAAAUGGACUAUCUUAUCAGUUUCAUUUGUGUCCUUUAUCUGUGGUUACAUUAGUAAAAUGGCUAUCUACAGGCUUUAGUCUGGAGAUAAUUUGAGCAGUUAGUGCUGUGAUUUCAGUCUAUCAUUUUGUAGGUAUAUGCUGUGUGUGUUUGGCGGCAGCACUGUUCUGGAGCUUGCUGCCAUUUCCCAUUAUGCCUUUUCCCCUGCCUUUAAUUCCUACUGUUUAUAGCAUAAUCCCUGCUACCUCAGUGUUCAUAAUGGCCCUGGACAUCAGGAUGGAUCAUGUCUCACCACUUGUAAUGGACAUUAGUGUAUCUGAGAAGUUUGAGCCUCUUACUCUAAAUAACACGAUUACUGAUUUUAUCCUUUUAUGUAACCUGCUGAUCACAGUUAACAAUUGAGAUGCAUCAAAAAGGAAAUCUGCAGAGACACUGUUGGAGAGCAUCCAAUGCUGAGAAGUUGCUCUGUCACCAUAGGGGAAAGAGCUGCAAGUCAUCUAAUCUUUGAGAGUGGAACUGCCCUUGAAAAGGCAUCAAAGUAGAGUGACAGAUGGUAACUGAAUAUUGCUGUUUGCUUAUGUCAGAAUAACAUUUACAUUUAUUCAUUCAGCAGAUAUUUUCUCCAAAGCCAUUUGGUGAAUAUUAUGUGGUAUUUAGCUGACACCUUUAUAUCCAAGGCUACUUACAAUGCUAUAUACAGUUCUGGCAUUUUAGUGUUGCCAACUCACCUGAAACAUGUCUUUAGACUGUGGCAAGACAGCAGAGUACCUGGAGGAAACCCACACAAAUACAAGAACAUGCAAACUUAUCCAGGUUAAGUGGGAAUUAAACCCAUGUUCUCUUGUGGUACCCAGGUGCUGGGAGCCAACAGCAUUCCUUGCUGUACUCCUGUACUUCUGAGAAUGGCUGAGUGAUGGGGGUGGGGUACUCUCCAGUCUUAGGAAGUCAGUGAUGGCUUGUUAUGCAUGGUAACCCGUUAUUGAAAUUCAGUGAAACAAAUAAUUUGAUUAUUUAGAUUAUAUUUAAGGAGAACUGAAUGACUGCUUUGUUCUUUAUACUGUAAGUAUCUGGGAAGUGAAUCAUAACUGGAAGGACAUUCUGGUCCUUUCUGUGCUCAACGCCUUCCACCCCUCCUGAGGCAUAGGCCGCCAACAAGGGCUGGUCCUUUCUAUGGAGAUCACUUAAUGUGUUGAGCUGCUGUGUGCGUAUAUUUCCCUACAGGGAUAAAUAACGUACCGUUCUAUCUAUUCCAGUUUUGGGGUUGAUGACCAGGGGAGGUCAGGUGCGAAGAGACUCGCUUAAGGAGUGAUUACUUUGACCUUGUUAGGCUGUAAACUCCAACACUAUGAGCUUCAGGUUUAAAUACUGAGCGUUUUUUUUAAUGAAUUCAUAAAUGCAAUAUAAAAAUGUUAAAUGGAAUAUGUUAAAGGAAAAAUUAAGCUAAAGACCUGCAAUGUUUGUUUUGGAAAAACUAACUUUUUGGCCUUUUUCACCAAGGUUCCAUGUUUUUUAAAAAAAAAAAAAAAAAAAAAAAAACAGUUUGGUAUCAUUACAGUUUUAUGAAAUCAUGGGUUAUUACAUUCUUAACUUUAGGCAGACUUCCACUUCCUGGAGGGCCCAAUGCAACAACCACUGUUACUCUUUAAACAGUGCAACAGCAUUGUUUAGCAAAGCAUGUUGCUUCCUGUAUCAUAAAGCCCUUUGCAUUGCACACAGUCCUAGAUCCUCAAGCCCCUGAACCAUCAAAAUUAGUCCCUUAAGAUUUUCAUCCCUGUUGGCUGAUCGCUCAAAUGAUUACUCAGGAGGAUCUGUGAGUCGUCGCCCCCCCCCCCGGAAACCCAGCUAUGAGUCCAUAGCCGCUGUCUGUAAUAGCUGUGGUUGGCUCUGCUCAUGGUUUGUGGCCAUGUAACUCUUACAGGCUCAUGGAACACCCCAUGUAGGUGCUGUGAGACCCAUGGUGGCUUCUUGUCAGCACUAGUGAAGACAUCAGGCUGUGUUCACAAACCCAUGUGCAUUGGUUUUAUCCUAUGCCAAAAGGACGUGUUUCCUUGAGCCAAGGACCUUAAGUCAGCGUUAUCGAGAACCCUGCGCUAUGAACCUAGUGCCUAGCAUUGGUUUCCUGUAUUUAUCCAAAAAAAAAAAAAACACUGCACACUGAUGUCCUCAGCUCUUUCAUUGAUCUUUAAUUGGUUUAAAAAAAAAAAAAAAAAAAAAUUUAGAUGAUUAAACUCUGAUCAGAGACAUGCAGUUAUUUCUUUCUUUUGACGUGUGAUUCAUUGCUGCUCAUAUCAAGGUGGAAGAGGUGUUUUCUCCUCCUUUUCUCUCAGGUUCCAGACAGGAAUAAUCAUGUAUAGUAUGUGCUAGUUGAGGGCCUAUUCCAAAUGAAUUUGCUUCCUUUUCAUGGAAAAGCCCUUGUCGUCCAAGGUCCUUCGGGGAGCAAGGAAGCGACUUGAAUUUAAAAGGAGCGGUUCACCUGAUGUGAGGGUUGCUAUUAAAAGCAGUGUUGCAGGAGGACAUACUUGUGAGAUGCUGUGCUGGAUUGUUGACUUGACUCUGAACAUGUUACAUUCAAUAUCUAUACAUGCAUAU
Molecule: messenger RNA, 6663 nt
Organism: Scleropages formosus (Asian bonytongue)
Lineage: Eukaryota; Metazoa; Chordata; Actinopteri; Osteoglossiformes; Osteoglossidae
Gene: cpsf2
Product: cleavage and polyadenylation specific factor 2
Exons: 15
Coding region: 169-2532 (787 amino acids)
Biological process (GO): mRNA 3'-end processing by stem-loop binding and cleavage
Cellular component (GO): mRNA cleavage and polyadenylation specificity factor complex
Molecular function (GO): RNA binding
Source: RefSeq, a predicted model, not a curated record